Molecule: messenger RNA, 3944 nt
Organism: Hemicordylus capensis (graceful crag lizard)
Lineage: Eukaryota; Metazoa; Chordata; Lepidosauria; Squamata; Cordylidae
Product: zinc finger protein 501-like
Exons: 6
Coding region: 221-2125 (634 amino acids)
Biological process (GO): regulation of transcription by RNA polymerase II
Cellular component (GO): nucleus
Molecular function (GO): DNA-binding transcription activator activity, RNA polymerase II-specific; RNA polymerase II cis-regulatory region sequence-specific DNA binding
Source: RefSeq, a predicted model, not a curated record
GCAUUGUACUGGAUACUGGGAGGAUCCCCCCCCAUGCCCCCACCGGAGAGGAGCCUUGGCUGUUCCCCUUUGCCAGCAUCAGCACCAGCAGCCGCGGCGGGGAGACCUGGACUGAAGAGCUCCAUCUGCCUGGUUAGUCCUUGCUUUAAGAGAGAAACUUACCAAAGAGCAAGGAGAUCUUGCAGUAUUCCUGGAAGCUGCCUUGGAGGGCAGAGCAGAGAUGGAAAAGGAACACUCGGCUGGCCCUGAAGCAGGAAGGGACCCUCUUGCCAAACAGACUAAGAGCAGUGAGCAACUCUGGGAAAGAACCGUGCAGGAGAUGCUGGGUGAGGAUGCCACCAGCUCAGCUGCAAAGUCCUGCAGCCUCAGACAGUUCUGUUAUCUGGAGACUGAGGGACCCCGAGAACUUUGCAGCCAAAUCCACAGUCUUUGCUGUCAGUGGCUGAAGACAAAAAAGCACUCAAGGGCUCAGAUCCUAGACCAGGUGGUUCUGGAGCCGUUCCUGACCAUGCUUCCCUCGGAGAUGGAGAGCUGGGUCAGAGAAUGUGGAGCAGAGACCAGUUCCCAGGCAGUGGCCCUGGCAGAAGGUUUCCUCCUGAGCCAAGCAGAGGACAGGAAGCAGGAAGAGCGGCAGGGCCAGAAGCCACCCAAAGUAGAAACUGAUUUCUCGGUGGCAGAGAUGGCUUCUUUGGACCAUGGAGAGAGGAGACCAUUCAGGUGGAUCGUGCAAGCAAGUGAAGGAGGUGCCACCGAGCUGGGUGAUGAAGUCGCACUGGUUAUUCCAUCCAGGCCUUCUCCUCUAUCUGGGAGAGCAGAAACAGCCUCUGUGCAACUGGACCAGGGUCCAGUGACCUUUGAGGAUGUGGCUGUGUGUUUCAGGAAGGAGGAGUGGGCUCUGCUGAAUCCAGACCAACGGGCUCUGCAUUCAGAAGUCAUGGAGGAGAUCUGUGGGCAUCUGGCAUCUCUGGGUGAUGUAGGGGUGAGUGAGAAAAAGGAUGAAUUGUGGAGGAGGAAAAAGGAAGGAAAAUAUAUCUGGGAGAAGAAAGCUGCUGCUUCUGAAUGCAAUGAUGUCCCUGAAAUUCCAGUACAAACAAAGGACUGCAAUGGAAAUGGAAAGAAUAAAAACCUUGAACGUGUAAAACUCAUGAACGCAAGCCCUCAUACACAUCAAAUAAUUAAUACAGAUAAGAAAAAAUAUGAAUGCUCAGAAUACAGAAAGAAAUUCAGCCGCAGGCAAUAUCGUACUUGCCAUCAAAGAAUCCAAACAGGAGAAAAACAAUAUCAAUGCUCAGAGUGUGGGAAGAGCUUCCGUUGGAGAAGCGACCUUAUUAAACAUCAAAGAAUCCACACAGGGGAGAAGCCAUAUCAGUGCUUGGUGUGUGGAAGGAGCUUCAAUCAGAAGUCUACCCUUACCUCCCAUGAAAGCAUCCACACAAGGGAGAAACCAUAUCAGUGUUUAGAAUGUGGAAAGAACUACAGCUACAUCUCACAGCUUACUUGUCAUCAAAGAAUCCACACAGGGGAGAAGCCAUAUCAAUGCUCAGAAUGUGGCAAGAGCUUCCGUUGGAGAAGGGACCUUUUUAAUCAUCAAAGAAUCCACACAGGGGAACAACCAUAUCAAUGUUCAGUGUGUGGAAAGAGCUUCACUUACAACUCAAAACUUACUCGCCAUCACAGAAUCCACACAGGAGAGAAACCAUAUCAAUGUUCUGUUUGUGGAAAGAGCUUCAGCGACAACCCAAAACUUACUCGUCAUCAAAGAGUCCACACAGGAGAGAAACCAUAUCAAUGUUCAGUGUGUGGAAAGAGCUUCCGCUACAGCUCACAAAUUAAUUCCCAUCAUUGUAUCACCACAGGACCCAGGGAGAAACCAUAUCAAUGCUCAGAAUGCGGAAAGAGCUUUCGUUUGAGAAUGCAACUUAUUUAUCAUCAAAGAAUCCACACAGGGGAGAAACCAUACCAAUGUUCAGUGUGUGGAAAGAGCUUCAGCCGCAACUCAAAUCUUACUCGUCAUCUCACAAUCCACACAGGAGAGAAACCAUAUCAGUGCUUCACAUGUGGAAAGAGCUUCAGCUGCAAAUCCCAGCUUACUUGUCAUCAAAUAAUCCACACAGGGGAGAAAUGAUAUUGUUGCUCAGAAUGUGGAAAGAACUUCAGGUACAGCUCACAACUUAUUUGCCUUCCAAUAAUCCACACAUGGGAGAAAGCAUUGAAUGCUCAGUAUGUAGCUUCAACUGUGCCUCAGAGAUAAAGAAACAUCAAGAAUUCCAGACAUAGAAGAGAAACUACCAAUGCUCAUAAUGUUGAAAGAACUUGAACAAGAUAAGAACAUAAGAAUAGCCCUGCUGGAUCAGGCCCAAAGCCCAUCUAGUUCAGCAUCCUGUUUCACACAGUGGUCCACCAGAUGCCACUGGAAUCCACAGGCAGGAGUUGAGGGCAUGCCUUCUCUCCUGCUGUUACUCCCCUGCAACUGGUACUUCAUGGAGGAUUAGUGUGAGCAGAAAACUGAAUUUAGUAAACAACAAAAAAAUGCUUUAAGAUUAGAGUUAGGAGGCUUGAAAUGCUGGUUUGUGCUUUAAAAAUUAUUCAGGUUGCCUGUUAAGGUGCCCAUCUUCACUUAGGUACCAUUUAGCCUGUAAAAACGUGGAACAGUGUAUAUUAUUUUGACUUUAGAGAUGAGGCAUACUUUCCCUUGGUCAUUCAGCUUGUGCUUGGGCUGAAGUGGAUCGGCCUAGGAAGAAAUCUCAUAGGUUUCGUUUCCCGCAUGACUUGCUAGAGAUACCCUAAUGAAUUUGUCCCUGAUGCUUCAGUUCCUGUCCAUCCACAGAUGUUCAUCUAUGGUCACCUUAGACAGUUACACCUGAUGGAUUUUGUGUGAUGCAUCUUUUGAGAGUAUCUUUUUUGCCAACACUUCCCCUCCCCUUAAGGGUUGUAGAAUCAGUUUUUCAGUUGGAAAUUACACUGUUUGUGAAUUAUUCUUGCUCCUUUAUUUGGCUGAACUCUGAAUGAAGUGGGAGCUGCCCAGUGUCUUCUCCUGUGCUUCCAUCUUUUCCCCCCAGAGAUGCCACCUCAGUUUGCUUUGUUUCUGAGUAUCUCUUAUUGCUGUAUCAAAUGUCUGUGGUGAGCCUGCCAGCACUCAUGGAGUUAACUGAAAACAGGCACCAGCUGACCUUGAUUUACAGCCUGGAGACACUAGCUCCUAACCAAUCAGUCAACCAGGUGGGUGGGACAUGAGGGCUCCUGGGGCUGCUGGAAGGAAGAGUGUGCCAAGGGAGAGAAAUAUGGAGGAUGACCGUGUUCUCUCUCUAGGUGAGUCCUGCAGAUUCUUGUGAGACGGAAUUGCAGGGGUUUGAUCUCACCAGGGUUUUGAUGAGCCUCAAGGGGGGGAAUGAAGUCAAGGUUUUGUGGCGUUGGAAGUUAGUGCAGGAGAAAGUAUUUCUAGUAAGAUUGUGUUAGAAGUUAUUUUACUUUCUGUGUGUUGCUUUGCAUUUCCUAAAUACCUGUUCCUUACAGCUGAAUAACUAAGAUUAGUUACAUGCCGCCUACAAAAAGAUCUGGGCAUUUGGAAUACUUUUGUAACCAAGCUUAGCGUGUUCUAAGAGCAACCAAAAAGCUAAAGUUUCAGACCAAAUAGACUGCAGCAACUGAAAAAACUGUUUCUCUCUUGCUCUUUUUUCAAACCCUCCUGGAGUGUUUGAUUAACUCUCAAGCGGAGUGGGGGUAGUGAAGAAGAAGCUUCUAGUGCAAAACCUCUUCAACAGGGCUGCUCAGCCCAGCUACCCAUAACUCUCACCACGUACGGGCAUACCCAGGGUGGGGGAGAGUGGUUUUUUGUAAUACUUUUGCCUAUUAGCAAAGUGAAAUGGGGAUUUUUGAUCACUGCUGUUCUCGUUAAGAAAAAUUAAUGUGUGAUCUAGUGGCAGCAAAUAAACUACCAGAGCCUU